This is a messenger RNA of Leopardus geoffroyi (Geoffroy's cat), 1038 nucleotides long. RefSeq names its product leucine rich repeat containing 51 (gene LRRC51). The transcript is spliced from 5 exons. NCBI's taxonomy places the organism in Eukaryota, Metazoa, Chordata, Mammalia, Carnivora, Felidae. The record is from RefSeq and is a predicted model, not a curated record. The coding region runs from base 390 to 968 and encodes 192 amino acids. Gene Ontology annotation, molecular function: protein binding.
GAGGAAGGGGAGGCUGACUGGGACGUGCACUUGUUGGUCUAUUUGUCUUUUGUUUGUAUGUGUCACAUUCAAAACCCCUUGGUGUAAAGUGUGUUCAGCUCUCUUCUUCCCAGGUGAGUAGUAUUCUCAUGGCUCUCUCCAGUCUCUUGAAAAUUUCUCUGUUUGAGUUCAUUGGAAUUGGAAAGGAUCUAAUAAAACAAUUCACACCACACUGUAAAUGACUGAUAACACUGUGUUCACCCCUCUCAAGGGGUAUUUCCAUUUUAACAGGGAACAAUCCCUGAACCCAAAGGAAUGAAUCCCUAAUGGUGGAGUUUCAGGCAUCAGUGACAGGCUGAACCCGGACUCCCAGGGCCAGUGCUUACACCUGACAAACGAUGGCCUGAGCUAUGAGCAAAGAGGACUAUAUGAACACUUCAGUGCAAGAGCCCCCUCUUGACUACUCCUUCCGAAGCAUCCAUGUGAUCCAAGAUCUGGCAAGCGAGGAACCAAGAACAGGGCUACGACCACUAAGGCACUCAAAGUCAGGGAAGUCACUGACCCAGUCCCUGUGGCUGAACAACAAUGUCCUCAAUGACCUGAAAGAUUUCAGCCAUGUGGUUUCACUGCUUCUGGAGCAUCCAGAGAACUUGGCCUGGAUCGAUCUAUCCUUCAACGACCUGACUUCAAUUGACCCUGUCCUGACAACUUUCUUCAACCUCAGUGUCCUCUAUCUCCAUGGCAACAGCAUCCAGCGCCUGGGAGAAGUGAACAAGCUGGCUGUCCUCCCUCGACUCCGGAGCCUGACACUCCAUGGGAACCCCAUAGAGGAAGAGAAGGGGUAUAGGCAAUAUGUGCUGUGCACCCUGCCCCGUAUCACCACAUUUGACUUCAGCGGGGUCACCAAGGCAGACCGCACCACAGCUGAAGUGUGGAAGCGCAUGAACAUCAAGCCCAAGAAGUUCCGGAUCAAGCAGAAUGCACUCUGAGGUCCUCAGGCCCCAGCAGUCCUGAGAGGAUGGUCAGUUUGGUUUAACAAUAAACGAUUUGAGCAGUUGA